Manihot esculenta (cassava) is the source of this 2045-nucleotide messenger RNA. Its product is annotated as transcription factor TCP11. Bases 93 to 815 code for a protein of 240 amino acids. NCBI's taxonomy places the organism in Eukaryota, Viridiplantae, Streptophyta, Magnoliopsida, Malpighiales, Euphorbiaceae. The transcript is spliced from 2 exons. The record is from RefSeq and is a predicted model, not a curated record. Gene Ontology annotation, molecular function: sequence-specific DNA binding; DNA-binding transcription factor activity. Gene Ontology annotation, cellular component: nucleus.
AAAGAAAAAUCGUUGAAACAAAUCAGUCCGCUGACGGCCUGGAGGCUAAAAACUCCAAAAUUUUGGUCUUGAAGACCCCAUAAACCCUAACAAUGGUCUCUCAGGAAAUACCAAUCGAUCCAUCACAGUUCUUCACAAAUUUCUCUGCAACCCAACAACUCCUCCCUCCAAAUCCGACAGCCGCCACCGCCCCCAAAACUCAACAACUCCUCCCCUCCCUCAACAGGCUCCGCUCUAAGGACCGGCACAAGAAGGUGGAGGGCCGUGGCACCCGAAUACGUAUUCCUGCGGACUGUGCAGCACGUAUCUUUCAACUGACCCGAGAGCUAGGCCACCGCACCAGUGGCGAGACCAUAGAGUGGCUUCUCUAUCACGUUCCCGCCUCCGACUUCCCCACAACCACCACCGCAGCCUCCACCUGUUCUGAUACUAUAGCAGUUACUGCUAAUUCUUCUCUGCAUGUUAUGCCUUCAGCAACCAGUAAUGCUGCUUCUAAUUCUUCUAGUUCUUCGCCUUGUUCAAAACAGAAGAUAUCAAAAUCAAAGAAGACUAAUACGCCUUUGCAUGUUUCUUUAAAUUCUUGCGCCUCUGUAUCUGGUAGUUCUUUUCCUGCCUCAAAUUCUUUGGAUGCUGUACUUUUAUCAACACCCAUAAGAAGAGAAUCAGAAAUAGUAAGAAUGCCAAUGGCAGUGGUGGAGCCAGAGAGGAAGAAAGAAGAUUUGAGGGGUGAAUUUGAUUUGUUUCCUGGUGCAAAUGGGAGUUUGCCCAACAUGUCUUUCACUUCCUUGUUAAUGCAGUUGGAGAGGGAGGAUUAAUGAUUAUGGCCAAUUAUACAUAUUAUUGUGAUGAAAAUCAAUGUGAAGAUCUCAGUUUUGCAGACUUGUGUAUUUCAUCAAACCUGGGUAAUAGUUUUUUCGCUGUUCUGUUGAAACAGCACUGCAGAUUGGUGAGAUCUAGUAGCAUCUAGUGUCCAAGCAUGUGUACAAGGAAGAUAAUUACAAGAAGUGAAAAUCUACAGGUUCUGGUUCUUUAACUGCAGAGGAACACUGCAUUUUUCAAGAUGAAUCAUAGAUCAAGCUGAACUAGCUUACACAUACAUAUUCUCUGUAAGAACUUUGGUCUUAAUUUCCAAUAAUAGCUGAAUAAAAAGUCAUUAUUGUAGUGUCAGAGUAUGAGAAAUAAGCAAAUAUGCUGUGAAUAUAAUAUCUGCAUGUAGUUCAGAAUUUGCCAAAAUUUACCCAUUAAAAUAACUAGAACUGUACAGAAAACAAAGCAUGAAUUAAGUAUGUCUCAUCAAGAAACAACAGUAGCAAAAACAAACCAGCUUUCUCUCUGCAGACAUUUCCAUAAAUAUCUUUAUUGCUUUUAUGUAUGUUUGCAUCUGCCUCUUACUCCUGGGAUGGCUUGUUGUUGGAGUGGAGAUUGUUAAUUACAGGUUAUGUUCUGUGAAAGAAAAUCCUUACCACCAUUGCUGUUGUGAGGCUAAGCAGAUACGGUAGCGUUUGCAGAGGAAUCCACAUUGCAUUUCCUGGAAAAGAAUUUGUAUGAGCACAUCCAUUCCCUUGAGCUUUAACUUUCUUGCUGAUCUUUCCUUAUAAAAUAAGGUGAGGCCAAGGAAAGUAAGUUCUCAUAUGAGAACUGGUAGUAUUGAUUUUAGAUCAAGUCUUCUGAAAGUCUCAAUGUUAAAGUCAACAUCGGUAAGUAGUAUGCUAUUUGCUCAGACAAGAUUUAUGGGAGAUUGUAUGAGGCUGAAAUAUCAUCUCCAAGACUUACCAAAAACCUUAAGAAACGGAAGGGUGAAAGAUUUUGUGAGAUGUUUAUGGGGUUGACAAACUCCAGAACGCAAAAGGCAGUGUUGAUUCUUCAAAAAGUUCCAUUAAUGGCUAACACAAUGAGGAACCUUCUUGUUCUUCAAUUGUUCAACUAAAAUACAGAUCAAACAUACUUCUAUGGAUUCUGUGUGCAGGGUCAAGAACAAGCAUUAGCAAUUCUUUGAGUUUUGUACACUAUUUUUGUUUAUAAUUUAUUUUUUCUGAUUUUCAGCA